AGGUUUAUCUCCCGAAAUGUGCGCGAUGUCGUGGUUAAGGCGUUAAAGCAAAGGGCAGCAGAGGAAAUACGGCGUGGCGAAGUGGUCGGUGAAUCAUGGCCGUGGACAUGCGUUCGGUGAACAAAAACUUGUCUUUCAUCUUGCCUCAACUUCGCGCGCUGUGGCUGAACACCUCCCUUUUCGUGCGCGUACUCUGCGUCGUGAUCGUGUUCGCGUACUUCCUGUCGUACUCUGAGAAUGCCGUGGCUGCCAUCUCCAUCACGCCCGCCUACUUCUUCCCGCCCCAUUUCCGAGUCUGGACGAUAUUCUCCUGUUUCUUUCUGGAGUUUCACCUGUGGGAAGUGUUGGUGGACAUCGUGACCCUGGUGUUGUGCGGGAAGCUGAUUGAGCCGCUUUGGGGCGCCACGGAAAUGCUCACGUUUUUUGGGAUUGUCAACGUGGCUGUGGCUGUAGCGUCAUCUGCGUUCUACCUGGUGCUCUACAGUUUCCUGUUCAAUCCGGAAUUGCUGUUUGACAUACGGAUUCAUGGUCUUUCGGGGUACAUUGCCGCGGUCACUGUUUGCGUUAAGCAAGUGAUUCCUGAUCAGGUGGUGAUGAAAACGCCCGUGACGAAGAUUACAAACCGCAACGUUCCUCUGGGGCUAUUGAUCAUCGCGAUAAUUUUAUACGUUCUUGGGCUGGUCGAAGGCACAUACCCUGUCAUGUUUGGUUUCGGGCUUGUAUCAAGUUGGAUUUACCUACGCUUUUACCAGCAUCACAGUAACGGCACAAAGGGAGACAUGGCGGAAAACUUCGCGUUUGCCACGUUCUUUCCAAAUGUAAUCCAACCCCCGGUCGCCGUGUUUUGCCGCUUGGUGUUUGAUGCUCUGGUGCGGAUAAAAGUGUGCGGCAAACCCGUCCGCCGGUAUGACGUGGCUGGUCCCUCAUCCAUCACAAUCACGCUUCCGGGGAUGGACACCCAAGACGCGGAACGCAGACGUCAGAAGGCUCUCAAAGCGCUCAAUGAACGGCUGGGCCGCGUUGAGUCACCCACUACGUGGCCCUCCAUCGUGGACGGUCCCGGGGAAGAUGCGCGAGAUGAUACUCCGCUGUUACCGGUGCACGAGGUCCGAACGCCGUCGCCCAGUGAACCGGAAAUCAUCAUUGUCUCGCCUAAGGACACUGAGAAUGCUGCGCCAUCGUGAAACUUUCUAUUUGAGUCUGUUCGAAAAGUCCCAUGUGACAAGACAAAGGUGACCGGUUCCUGCCACGCCGAUCGGGAAACGGGUUGAAGUUGUUAAAUUUCGGGGGAAAAAAGAGAUUACAUGAGGCAUGUGCCUGCGAACACAAACUAGCAAACAACAGUUCUAGAUUUUUGAUAUAAAGCCUGGUCGGUGUGCAAGAAUUGCCCCUUUGCGUUUUGCUGAAGCUUUUAAUAAAGCUCCUGAUAUUCUUCUCGUGAAGAUUAAUGGAGUAACAACCGUCUAAUAGCGGAAGCAAGGUCAUCAAUUGUUUUGGGUGGGUGAGAUUGGGAGAUGGAUUUUUAUUUCCUGUGAUUCGUUGUAUUUCACCUCUUGUUGUGUAAUGCACUGGAAUAUGCUAUUAAGUUGAAUAAAUGAUGGUGAUAUGACGCA
Molecule: messenger RNA, 1613 nt
Organism: Notodromas monacha
Lineage: Eukaryota; Metazoa; Arthropoda; Ostracoda; Podocopida; Cyprididae
Source: the annotation of a GenBank genome assembly